Messenger RNA from Peronospora farinosa, 2010 nucleotides. The record is from the annotation of a GenBank genome assembly. NCBI's taxonomy places the organism in Eukaryota, Oomycota, Peronosporomycetes, Peronosporales, Peronosporaceae.
AUGACGGCAGGUCUGGCAGUGCUUGUAGCCAUGAGUGUCCUGCUCUUUGUUGGGGCCAUUGUGAUGUUGCUCUUCUUUUGUCGUCGUAUUCAAGUCCAGCGAGAGCGUGAGUCUCUUGUGUUUACUCAGGAACCAGCUGAUGUUUACCGUGAGGAACUCAAUGACAGCUUUACAGAGCAGACACUGUGGCGCUGUGGGGUGUGUAAAUUCCUCAACCAUCCAGAACGAAAGCUGUGUGACUUGUGUCAGACUUUAAAGGGUGCAGAACGAGACGUAGCAGGUAAUAAUAAUCGCUCCCGACGUCGCAGUUUGACGCAGCAUUCCAAUAGUAGCAGUUUAAGCUCUUCUUCCACCCAUAGAAUGGGAAGAAUUGGUGAGAUGGAAGCUUUUGCAUCGGCACAUGGCGAUGAUGCAAUUGGUGGGUCUUUUAGUCGACAAAGUUUUGAGUAUUUGAAAAAAAAGAAAAAGUUGAAAAGCAAAAUGAGUAAAUUGCAAUUAGCUGCUAGUCGACGACAAGAGUGGAAACGAAUGCCAACAACUGAUGGGUUACAUCGAUGGGUUCGACAGCAAUCUACCAGAGGACAUUCAAGAGCUCAACGAACUUCAAUGGAGAGUGAUCCAGGAGGAAGGUUGUCGCUGAAUCGGUACUUGGAUGCGACGGACCGAGACAGCAACUUGUCUGUUGGAUAUAUUCGCGUAAGAGAUUCCAUAGGAAGAUUGGUGCUGAAUGAGAGUGAUGUGGUUGCGACGGAUUUCCACUACAGGAUUAAUAUUCUAGACGGUAAAGGCAGCUCGGAACUCAUUAUGAAUCUCGAGCGCGUGCAUAAUUUGCCAUUCCCAGACAAGAUUCGCUGGUUCUCGACGGAAAUUCAUCGGCUGUGGCUACCCUGGGAGUCUGGACAUGCAGAGCUCGUGGUGCGACGGGAUCAUCUGUUGCAGGACUCCUUUGAACGUGUAACAGCUAUGAAGCCGUUUCAGUUGAGACAGAGGUGGCGUGUGGUUUUUGAUGGAGAGCCAGCGCUAGAUGCAGGUGGCGUUAUGCGCGAAUGGUUCACGCUGCUGUUUGCUGAACUUUUUGACCCGACCUUUGGACUUUUCGUGAGCACGGUUGGAGACGAACGAAGUUAUUGGAUUAACGCGAGCUCAGACUUGCUAAUUGGUGAGGAUGACCACUUGGCUUAUUUUGGGUUUGCAGGAAGGCUCGUGGGCAAAGCAAUUUUGGAAGAGCAUUUGAUGCCGGUGCAUCUCGCACUACCAUUCCUCAAGCACAUUCUGGGUGUGCCGAUCUCAUUCUCCGAUUUGCAAUUCCUUGAUGACGAGAUAUACAAUAGUGCAUUGAUGGUGAAAAAGAUCGACGACAUUGAACCGUUGUGUCUGGACUUUACAGCCACUCGCGUUGUGGAUGGCAAGGCGGACGUCGUUGAGCUUGUCGAGGGUGGCGUUAAUAUCGACGUAACACGUGAGAACCGCUCUCGGUAUUUGGACGCACUCUUUAAAUACCAUGUGCUGGGAAGCAUUAGCGCUCAACUGCUAUCGUUCCUUACGGCGCUCUACGACGUAGUGCCUGAAGGACUGCUUAAGCUGUUUGACUACCAAGAGCUUGAACUACUGAUGUGUGGAGUGCCAUCUAUCGACGUAGAGGAUUGGAAGAAACACACCGACUUUAAGUUUUUUACACACAACUUUCCCACGGAACUCGAGCUCCGAAACAUUGAGUGGCUAUGGGAGGUAGUGGAAGAAAUGAGGAACGAGGACCGCGUUCGCUUGCUUCAGUUCGCGACAGGCACUAGUCGAGUCCCGGCGCAGGGUUUUAAGGGUUUGAUCAGCAGUGACGGUCGUGUGCGGCGUUUUAACGUUGCGUUUGCUGGCACGAACCCUUCGUUCCUAUUUCCAAAGGCACACACGUGUUUCAACCGUCUUGAUCUGCCUAUCUAUAAGUCGAAGGAGGUGAUGGCGGAGUACGUCAAUCUAAUCGUACAGAUGGACAUCACCGGUUUUACCAUCGAGUAA